Molecule: messenger RNA, 4792 nt
Organism: Salpingoeca rosetta
Lineage: Eukaryota; Choanoflagellata; Craspedida; Salpingoecidae
Exons: 9
Coding region: 109-4557 (1482 amino acids)
Molecular function (GO): protein binding
Source: RefSeq, a predicted model, not a curated record
CUUCCUUGAAGCUCUUACUGGAACCGAAAGAUAAGCGAAAACUUUCACCAAUCGCCAACACGCCUUAUCAGCAGCCAACAAGGCGCCUCACAACCAAACCAAACCACGAUGCCGUCGUUCUUUGCGACGGCGCUGUCGAUUGAGUGUGUGGUCGGGGAGCUGGCGUCCACACGCACGUUCAGGCUCUUUGUGUCUUCGUCCUUCCUCGACUUUCAAACAGAGCGCAAAAUCCUGCACGAGAAGGUCUUUCCGAAGCUGAGGCGUGUGUGCGAGGCAAGAGGGCUGAUCCUGAAUGAGGUUGAUUUGCGGUGGGGCGUAAAGGCAGAUGCAUCGGGGCCCGAUGUCAUUGACACCUGCGUCAGCGAGGUGCUCCAGUGCACGCCUUACUUCAUCUGCUUCCUUGGCUCACGCUACGGAUGGUGCCCCACCAAGGAUGAGCUGGAGCAGGCCGCUGCUGUGUCCAACUUCGACCUGUCAUGGAUGCCGGAGCAUGCAGGAAACAGCAUCACCCACCUCGAGAUCCAGGCCGGUGUGCUGCGGCAGCCGGUGGACCAGCGCCGGGCGCUGUUUUAUAUCCGCGACAGCGACGACUGCCUCCCUGCACACGUGCGCAAGGAGUGCGAGCAGAGCGCCGCCAGCAACAACGCCGACGCCAUGACCACCCUCAAGACCAUUAUCGACCACACCGAGGGCGUCACCACGCGCCACUACACCGACCCAGACGCUGUUGCCGACACGAUCCUGAACGACCUGCUGGCGAUUGUGGAGCGCGACUUCCCACUGCACGUGUUCAGCGACCAGUUUGAGGAGGAGGAUUUCUCCCACGCCGCGUUUGGGCGGGCGCGACUUGCCACCUUCGUGCUGACGCCACCGCUGCAGACGUUUGUGCAACGCGUGCUCGCCACCGCCGACGAACAGCCCGUGCUCGUGCGCGGACCGUCGGGCGCUGGCAAGUCGUCGCUCAUGUCCCAUAUCGUGCACGACCUCUCCCGCCGCAAAGACACCCGAUGCCACUUCCACUUUAUCGGCCAAACCACGCAGAGUGGACACUACAUCAACGUGCUGCAGCGGCUGCUUCACCGCCUGCGCGUGUGGGCCGGCGGUGCUGUGACACAGGACAUGCCCCACAGCCCCAACAAGAUGAUGGAGGCCCUCCCAUCCUGGCUUGCAGCCGCUUCAGAGGCUCUCAAGGGACAGACGGUGUACAUUGUGCUCGAUGCGCUGAAUCAGCUGCAGCAGGUUGAUCGUGCCACCUCCCUCCACUGGCUCCCACAGGUGUGGCCGGAGAACUUCCGUGUGAUUGCGACGGCGACGAGCGAGGUGGCGUGGUCGCAUGCCGUGCUGGAGGUGCCGACAAUGGACGCACGCCAACGCGAACUGCUUAUCGCAUCGUACCUCUCCACUUACGGCAAGGACAUGGCACAGGCCCAGCGCAACAAGCUGAUUGAGGCGUCGCACGUGUCAACUCCGAUGCACUUGACGCUGCUGCUCGACGAACUCCGAAUCAUCGGGUCGUUCAACCGGUUGGAUGAGCAGAUUGACACGCUUCUCGCUGCCAAAGACAUCCAUGAGCUGCUGGGCGUGACAUUUGCCCGCUGGGAAGAGUCCUUUGCGCGCCUCGCUGCCCCCAAACAGUGGACGUUUGUGCCCCUCCCCGGCGAACCGGCGCCGCCGUCCAGUGUCCGCUGGAACCUGGUAGAGGCCGCGCUCAUCCUGCUGCGAGCGUCACGGCAAGGACUACAGGAGGCGGAGCUCCUGGCGCUGCUGGGCGUCGAGCGGGCGCGCGUUGGCCAUUUCCUCCACGCGUUGGAGGAGAUUGUGCAAUCGCAGUCUGGCCUGCUCAUCUUCUCCCACUCCUCCAUUGAGCGGUCCAUCGACGCAACGUUCAUGAAGCGCCACCCGCCCGCGUACGCCCACGCCACGCUCGCCGCAUUCUUCUCGCAGCUGCCGGACGACAACGCGCGUAAGCACGAGGAGCUGCCACACCACCUGCUCGCCCUCCGCGCCACGGCCACGCUGGCGGACUUUCUGUCCACCUACACCGUCUUCAGCACCAUGAUUGCGUCAGACUUCUCGCGGCUGGAGCUGUCCUUCUUCUGGCGGCAGAUGGGCACGGACCAGGCGUGCGACCGCUACAAGCGCAUGCUGGAGGGCCGCAUGAACCUCCUCGCUCGCGGCGCCACCACCAGCAUGGCCCGGCGAAGCAACGCCAUCGCAGGUGCACACGUGUCCGACCCACCAGGCACAGCAGCAGGAGCAACAACCGCUGCCAGUGCUGCUGGUGCCACCACCCCUCACCGACCAGCCACAUCCCCAGCACCCCAAUCACCAUCAUCAUCGUCGUCGUCGUCGCGGCCACUGCCGCGUCGCGCGUAUCUUGCACGUGCACUGUCACAGGACGCUAGCGCCACCCUUGAGGACACAACCAAACGGCGCGUGAUUGCGGCGUUUGAAAUCGCCGCCGUCGCCCGCUGCCUGCACGAGUGGGCAGAGUACACGGACGCGCAGCGGCUGUUUGUGUGGGCGCUGGCCACGUGUCUGUAUGGCAUGCAGCCCAUGCUCAUGGCGGCGUCAAAGUCCGUCAAGUCGAUGGUGGACGCACUCAACGCGCGCAUUGACGCGCUGCAGGCGCGAAUGGAGCAGGAGAACGAAGGCGGUGGCGAUACCGGUGACAGUCACGGCAAACCGUUGUCUUCAUCAUCAUCAUCAUCGUCGUCAUCAUCAUCAUCAUCGUCAUCGUCGAAGCUGCGACACGACCGCAGCCUGAUGCCACUGCUGCGCGUGUUCUCAAGCACCACCAGUGGCAAAGGUGGCAGGGGCGGUGGUCGUGCUGCCCACAAGGGUCAGGCACCACCUGCGCUGUCAAAGUUAACCAACACACCGCUACCGCCGCCAUCAUCAUCGUCCCUAACCGACAUUGUCAAGCGGAGCGAACACCAACACCAACAGCACGCCAAGUCAGGCCGUGAUGAUGUCGAUGCUAGCAGCAGUAGUGACGGUGGAUCAGCACCAAAGCAAGCCCCGCACUCCACCACAACAACAACGAUGGCAUCAACAGCAACAUCAACAACGACAACACCAACAACAGCAGCAACGCCAGCAACAGAGGUCACGUCUGCGGCCAGUGCAGCGGAGGCGACCGGCACGAAGCGACCGAGGGAGAGCCUGCACGACCGCAACUCAAUCCAGGCGGCGACAACGCAGCUGUUUGAGGAGUACGGCACAGACACGGAGGAGGCACUGCUGAUGACGGCAGCGAGUGUGGUCGACCGUCUCGCCCGCCUGCUCAUGCACAAGAGCGAGAGCAUGCAGGCCAUCAUGCUGUUUCGCGCGUCGCUGCGGCUGCGGCUGCUGCUGCAGGGCGUGAACCACAAGGCGACGUCUGAUGUGCUGGGCGACCUUGCGUGGCUGGCCAUUGUGCGCAAGAAGUACAAGCACGCGGACGGGGCUGUUGCGCUGCUGAAACACGGCAUCUUCGCCAAGACGCAGCGGUUGCGCGAGAGGGACGCGCUGGAGGUGGAGGUGACGCCCGAUCACCACCUGGGCGCAGACUGGAUGCAGCUGUUUGCAGCCAUUCGCAAGUGCUGUGCGGAGGGCAGCGCGCUCGGUGUGCUGGACCACUACCUGCCGGCACUCAUCAACCGCCUCGCUGUUGCCAUCACGUCUCUCAACCAGCACGAUGUCGCUGAGCAGCUGUACGACUGCUCCAUACAGGCACACGAGGCCAUGUUUGGCAAGAAGCACCCCUCGGUCGCCACCGUGUGCGGGGACAUUGGCUCGCUGUGCGUGCGCAAGAUGCAGAUGCUGAAGCGGCGCAUGCGGCGGGAGAAGAAGCAAGCCGAUGAAAAUGGAAGCAAUGAAAGUGGUCGUGGUCGUGACCGUGGUCGUGGUGGAGCGAAGAAGGACCACCAGGGCAACAGGAAACACCACAACGGUACCGGUAGUGGUGGUGGUGGUGGUGACGAUGAUGAUGGUGGUGGGUGGCUGCAAGUCACAGGCAAGCGCACGGUGCUUCGCAGCCCCGAUGAGCGGUACCACAGUGCCAGUCGCGGCCGCGGUCAACGCCAGCAGCACGCUCGCAGCGACAAAACCACGCUGUCGCCAUCGCCAGCGCGACACCCAGCAUCAACAUCACCAUCGUCAGCAUCACCAUCGUCAUCAGCUACAGCGACGGCAACAGGGACCGGGAGCGGGCCCGUGUCCCGCAACACGUCGUCUGCGAUUGGGCUGGAGUCAUUGAACACGAUGGAGGCUUUGGAGGAGCGAGCGCUGCAGUGGUUUGAGCGCAGCAUCGCCAUCCGCGCCGGAACACUGGGCCGCAAGCACCCGUUCUACGCGUCGUCGCUCUUCCAGAAGGCAGAGUGCCUCAUGCACUCGCCGCACUGGAGGGACGCGGGCGGUGUGCUGGAGCAAGCGGUGGCCAUUCGCACAGCUGCGCUUGGAGAGGACAACAAGCAGACGGCGGCAGCACGACGGCGACUCAAGCAGUGGCGCCAGUGGAUGCAGGAGGAGCGCCAGGAGCAGGGGCAGGAGGGCGAUGCAGACGACCAGGAAUGAUCGAUGAUGUGUAUGGUUGAGCGCUGUGUGUGUGUUGUGUGUGUGUUGUGUAUGUGUUGUGUGAUGUGUGUUGUGUGUGUGUGUGUUGUGUGAUGUGUGUACGUGUGUGUGAUGUGUGUGUGUACGUGUGAAGGGACGGAUGUUCUGUUUGGUUGCUGCUGUUGAAGUUGGUACCAUAGCUGAGUCACGUUUGUGUGCGUGAGGGUUUAUUGGCACAACGUCGGUAAAAUGCUGC